This is a messenger RNA of Aspergillus fischeri NRRL 181, 1224 nucleotides long. RefSeq lists its product as uncharacterized. Gene Ontology annotation, molecular function: ATP binding; ATP hydrolysis activity. NCBI's taxonomy places the organism in Eukaryota, Fungi, Ascomycota, Eurotiomycetes, Eurotiales, Aspergillaceae. Gene Ontology annotation, biological process: nucleoside metabolic process. The transcript has 3 exons. The record is from RefSeq and is a predicted model, not a curated record. Bases 1 to 1224 code for a protein of 407 amino acids.
AUGCAAGAGAACAAGAUAGCGUACUAUAUCGAGCAAAUGCUGGAGAGAUUUCCGCUUAUGCGCAGCAAGGGAUACUCUCACCCUGGCCAUUCGGCUGAUCGCUUGUUUCAACCCAGCUAUCUGCAUGCUACUGGCAAAUCCUGCGCCAAAUGUGAUUCCUCAGCGGAGAUUAGCCGCGAACCACGACUAGACGAUAGCCCUGUGAUCCAUUAUGGAACCAUCGCAUCCGGUAAUACGGUCGUCAAAGACGCACUUACACGAGACUCGAUUCGAGACAGACAUGGUGCGAUAUGCCUAGAGAUGGAGGCAGCAGGGUUAAUGAAUAAUUUCCCUUGUAUCGUCAUCCGUGGCAUCUCAGAUUACGCCGAUUCCCAUAAGAAUGACCGCUGGCAGCCAUUUGCCGCUGCUACAGCCGCUGCUUGCGCAAAGGAGUUUCUGGAACAUGUACAGCCCAAGGCUAUUGAGGCCGAGCCUGCAGCUAAAGAUAUCCUGUAUCAAGUCCAUGACGAUGUGGCCGAAAUCAGAGAACUUGUCAUGACCGAACAUUCUCGACGUAUUCUCGAUUGGAUCACCGAGUUAGACUUUGACCGUCAGCAUAACGACAACUUAAAAUCAAGGCUUGAAGGGACAGGUCUCUGGCUCCUACAGUCGGAGGAAUUCAAACAGUGGAUCAGCCGACCUCAACAAACACUGUUCUGCCCCGGAAUCCCAGGAGCUGGAAAGACGAUCCUGUCCUCAAUUGUAGUGGAACACCUAAGAACAAAGUUUCUGGAUGAUCCAAAACAACUUGCGAUCAAAGGCUCAACCGUCCUCCCGAAACAGAUGUACAAAAGCCACACAGGCAAUAAAACACGCCCGAGUGUCAAGGAUAUUCUGCCCGAGCUAUCACGAACCGCGCGGUCAUUUCGGAGAAUUUUCAUUGUGAUCGAUGCCUUGGAUGAAUACUGUUCUUCAAACCCAAACGAGCUGCAGGACUUACUCUCGGCCUUAUUCACCUUUCAGAAAGACGGGCCGGUAAAUAUCUUCGCAACCUCUCGUCCUAACUCGGAGAUUAUGUCACAGUUCGAGGGAUGCAUCCAAAGGGAAAUCCGCGCGCAAGACGACGAUAUCUUAAGAUAUGUAAACACAACGCUACCUACCUUACUCCGGUCAAAGAUCUCGCGGUAUCCCAGUGUUCAAGACGAGGUUCGUCGUGAGGUGGUGAAGAGCGCAGAUGGAAUGUAA